CGCGCUUUGAUUGGUUAUAUUCAGGUUUCGCGGAACCGGUGUUCUUGUUCGUCGGCCAAGACCAAGGUCGAUCCCCAAGCAGAUCCAUGGGCGAAUCCAAGGAAAAGGUGAGCUGCCAGUACUGUACGCGCGACCUCACGCGCCUCAUCCGCAUCACGUGCGCCGAGUGCGCGCCCGAAAAGGGCCCGCUCGUGCUCUGCAUCGAGUGCUUCUCGGUCGGCGUCGAAGACGUGCCCGGCGCGCCAGAGCACCGGAAGGACCAUCCGUACCGCGUCUCCGACUGCUUGGCGUACUCGAUCUUGGAGCCCGAGUGGACCGCCGACGAAGAGCUGCUAUUGCUCGAGGGCAUCGAGAUGUUUGGCAUGGGCAACUGGAAGGACAUUGCCGAGCACGUGGCGUCCAAGUCGGACAAGAAGUGCGAAGCGCACUACGUGACCGAGUACCUCAAGCUGCGCCACACCGGUGACGAGCCAUCGCCGGCCAAGGCCAAGCCACCCGUUGCUGCGGUCGCCGACGACGAUAAGGAAGAGAUGGGCGGCGCCCUCGCCGGCUACAUGCCGCUUCGCGGUGACUUUGACGUCGAGCACGAGAACGACGCCGAGCUCAUCUUGGCCGACAUGGAGUUUCACGACGACGACCACCCGACCGAGCGCGAGCUCAAGCUCAAGGUCAUUGCGAUCUACAACGCCAAGCUCGACGAACGCGAGCGCCGCAAGAAGUUUGUCAUCGCGCACGGCCUCCUCGACUACAAAAAGUACCAGCAAGUCGAGCGCCGCCGCCCCAAGGAAGAGCGCGAGCUCAUCGCCCAAGUCCGGCCGUUCGCUCGGUUCCACUCCAAGGAGGACCACGAGACGUUCGUGUCGGGUCUCCUCGCCGCGAUGCGCCUUCGCAAGCAAAUCGCACUGCUCCAAGAGUACCGCAAGCGCGGGAUUCGAACUCUCGCCGAAGCCGAAAUGUACGAGCUUGACAAGAAGAAGCGCGAGACCGAGCAAGCGCUGCAAAAAUCGCGGGAAAGUGCUGCGUACCUCUACGACUCGUCGCGCGGCCCGACCGCCAACCGGCAGCGCAACAGUCGGUGGCUCUCGCGCGAGCAGGACGGCGAGAGCGCGAGUGGCAUCAUUGACGGUGCACCCGGCGCGCACCUUUUGACGCCCAAGGAGAAGGAGCUCUGUGCGCGUCUCCAGCUGUUGCCCAAGCAGUACCUUGUCAUCAAGGACGUCCUCGUGCGAGAGAGCUACCGUCUCGGUCAUCUGGAUGCCAGCACUGCCGCCAACAUGAUUCAAAUCGAUGCGACCAAGACAGGCCAGAUUUACGAGUUCUUUGUGCACGCCGGCUGGGUGCGCAAGGACGGCAACGCGACGCUGACCAAGCUCGGCGAGGCGCCGACGCCGGACGAGUCGCCGGCCGCCAAAAAGCAAAAGACCGAGCUUUAACCUCUGUCAACGCUGUCGAUAUCGUGCUUGUAUUGUCUA
Messenger RNA from Saprolegnia diclina VS20, 1472 nucleotides. RefSeq lists its product as hypothetical. Gene Ontology annotation, cellular component: nucleus. The record is from RefSeq and is a predicted model, not a curated record. Lineage: Eukaryota; Oomycota; Saprolegniomycetes; Saprolegniales; Saprolegniaceae. The transcript is spliced from 6 exons. Gene Ontology annotation, biological process: chromatin remodeling; regulation of transcription by RNA polymerase II. Bases 87 to 1433 code for a protein of 448 amino acids. Gene Ontology annotation, molecular function: transcription coactivator activity; chromatin binding; protein binding.